GUCCCCGUCACACAUUGACCGAGUCCUGUACAGUUGAGUCAAGGCUGAUCGUGCCCUUUCCCACGUCGUGCACGAUCACCACGAUGUAACUCUGUAACCUAUAUAUACAUGAGGAAUACAGACGCAGCACUCUAGGGGCUCUAUCCAAUUCUCUUCUCUUUGUUCACAUGGUAUCAGACGCGUACUGAUCCUAGCACCUACUCUCGCUUCCGCUACACACUCCGGCGAUCCAGCCAUGGCCACACCACCUCCCCCACCUCCUCCACCACCGGCAGGCACAAGCCUCGCCGGAGCUCUCUCUCCCAGCGCCUCCAGCCCUCUGCUCACGCCAUCUGCGCUCGCCGCUGCUACCAACAGCAGCGCCCUCAUCACCGCGGCCGCUGCCGAUUCUGCACCUGUCGCGGCACCACCCCUCUCCUCCCCACUCGCGGGCAUCUUCAUCAACCAACAUGUUCCGCUCGUGCUGCAGCUCAACCCCCCCAACUACACCCAAUGGUGUACCCUGUUCGAGGUCACCUUCACCAAGACCGGCGUCGACGACCACAUCAACAACCCUCCGAGCGCCACGGCCCCAUACUGGAUCCAGGACGACGCGUACAUCGUCUCGUGGCUGUACAACCGCGUCAGCCCUGAGAUCUUCGGGCUGAUCCAUCAGCGUCACGCCACGGCCGCACAGCUCUGGAGCUCCAUCGCCACGCUGUUCAUGGAGAACCGCGAGCACCAGGUUGUCUACCUCGCCACCGAGUUCCGCCACAUCGAACAGGGGACCGGCUCCAUCAUCAACUUCUUCGCCCGCCUCAAGGACUGCGCCGACCGCCUUGCUGAUCUUGGUGCGCCCGUCACUGACCGAGACCAGGUACUGAACAUGUUUCGCGGACUGAAUCCCCGCCUGCACUACGCCCUGCCGAUCCUCACCAUGCAGAGCCCGUUCCCCACGUUCCUGCGUUGCCGCGCCUUCCUGCUCCUGGAGGAGAGCCGGAUGAACGCAUCCACGGGCACCUCCUCUGAGACUGCGCUCUACGCCGCGCGUGCGCCCCAUGGUGGCCACUCUAGCGGCGGUGGCGGCGGAUCGAGCGGCAACACCUCCGGCGGCAACACCAAUGGCGGCUCCGGCAACCGCCACAACAACGGGCGCCGCAAGGGCAAGGCGCCUGCCACUAACCCUGCGCCUGCUCCACGCCCAACUGCACCGACGGCGCCUCCCUCGAUGCCAUGGACCGGCAUGGUACAUGCCUGGCCGAUGCCCUGGCGCCCUCACAUGCCCGGCGCAGGCAUCUUGGGCGCCCGUCCCGGCGCUCCCGCACCCUUCGCCGGCACUGCGUCUCACUACGGCGCGCCGCCCCCGUACUUCUACCCCGGGGCGACACCGGCAGCCGUGGUCGCUGCUGCUGAUCCUGGCGCUGCCUCGUCCAGCGCCCCGCCACCAACAUGGGACCAGGCUGGUCUCAUCCAGGCGUUGAACAACCUCUCCGUCCAGCAGCCGCAGCCCGUAUCCGCGCCCGGGCCGUGGUACCUUGACACCGGCGCCUCGGCGCACAUGUCCUCCUCGUCAGGAUCGGCGAACCAGGAUGGUGAUCCUGCGAUGUGACUCUGACAGCGACCUGUACCCGGUGACGCCACCGUCCAUCCACCACAGCUUCCUCGCCCUCACCAAAGACCUGUGGCAUCAACGUCUCGGACACCUUGGACGUGAUGCUCUGGACACCAUUCUUCACCAUGCCGAUGCUGCCACCGACAGCUCCAUCACCACUCCUUGCCACGCUUGUCAAAUAGGAAAACAAAGUCGUUUACCUUUUUUAGAUUCCAGUCAUGUUUCGUAUUUCCCAUUCCAAUUAGUCCACUGCUAUCUCUGGACAUCGCCUGUAUCUAGUUUAUCAGGAUGUAAAUACUAUUUGCUUCUACUCGAUGAUUACAGUCA
This is a messenger RNA of Lolium perenne, 1918 nucleotides long. RefSeq lists its product as uncharacterized. NCBI's taxonomy places the organism in Eukaryota, Viridiplantae, Streptophyta, Magnoliopsida, Poales, Poaceae. The record is from RefSeq and is a predicted model, not a curated record.